UGAUAGCCUGGUUUCGGUUGUCAAUUUUCAUCUCUGACUUUAUCUUUUGUUAAUUUUUUUGAAUUUCGCACCAAUUUUAUUUAUUUAAAUUAUCUAAAUUUUGUUGAAAUUUUAGGAAUAAAUUGAAAAUAAUAAUUAUUGGGAAAUGCAAAGGAAUGCAAAAUUACUACUAGGAGUCUUCAUUGCGAUAUUUUCAAUCGAAUAUGACCAUUGUUUACCAUCGAACUUCAGGGGGUAUAAAUUAUAUGACAUUGAAGUGAAGACGACAGAAAAGGCACAUUUUAUGCGUAGUAAAAUUGCUGCUAGUGGUUACGACCAAUUGUUUGCAUCGAAAGAUUUUAGUAAACCCUGGAAAGUUAUCGUUCCUCCAAAUGAGCAAAAGCUCUUCGAAUCUGAGCUCCGCAGGAACUCGAUUCACUUCAGGGUCGAAGCACUUGAUUUGCAGGAAUAUGUCUCCAACGUGCUUACAAAGUCUAGAAACUCUAAAGACCUACAUGGUAGUGUUAGUUUCGAUAAAUUCUUAAGCUACGAUGAGAUAAACGCUUAUCUAAAGAAAUUAGCAAAAGAUUUUCCAGAAAUAGCGAAAGUGGAAGUUAAAGGGAAGUCAUAUGAAGGAAGACCAAUUCUGGGAUUCACAUUUCAUACAAACCCGUCCCCAAAAAUGUAAUUCUUAUAACCGGAGGGAUACAUGCCCGCGAGUGGGCUUCACCUGCAUGCGCUUUAUAUAUUAUAUAUCAAUUGGUUGAGAAAUCGAAAGAAAUGGAUGAUUUUUUGAAAAAUUUUGACUGGAUUAUCCUGCCAACAACA
This is a messenger RNA of Hermetia illucens (black soldier fly), 807 nucleotides long. RefSeq names its product carboxypeptidase A4-like. Gene Ontology annotation, molecular function: zinc ion binding; metallocarboxypeptidase activity. The record is from RefSeq and is a predicted model, not a curated record. Lineage: Eukaryota; Metazoa; Arthropoda; Insecta; Diptera; Stratiomyidae. The coding region runs from base 146 to 667 and encodes 173 amino acids. The transcript has 2 exons. Gene Ontology annotation, biological process: proteolysis.